AGGUAAAUAGUAAGGAAAAAAGUACACUUUUAUGUGACAAUAAGCUCGUACGGAAAACGUGCUCGAUUAUAAAGUGGUCUCUCUUUCUUUUAUCUUUUUGUAAAGAAACCAGCACGUCACACAUCCAGGGUGUAGGGAUUAAGAGGUUGGUGAUGAACAUUUGCUCUACUUCUCAAGUAGGACAGUUGGUCUGAGGCAAGAUGGAGGCUUUGCGUCAACUGGGAACACUUCUCGUUCUUGUGACUACAGUUCACUCGUCAUGGUCUCUGUGUCAAGAUCACCCUGUAAACAACAGCCGAGAUGAGUGCGAAAUGCGGUUCAAAGUGCAAAGACACGAAAUAGUUGGUCAGUUGACGACGAGGGAACAGAUAGACAACGUCUGCAGAAUCUACCCGGAGUACGAAAACUGUCUGAAGGAGUUAAUCAAGGAUUGCCCGAAAGACCAAUCAUUCCUGGACAUGCAGGGCUACGACCAAAACUCCACGCUGGUCGCUUUCGAAGGAUUCUGCGCUGACAGAGACGAUUAUUUGAAAGGUGUUUCCUGUUUCAACACAAACAAUGCUGCCAUUUUGAGAUGUUUCUCCAAUCAUUCGAUGGGCCGAAGAGACGCCAUGUAUGAGGUCCUUAGAACUAGAAACUGGGAGAAGUUCUAUGAAACACUUUGUCCUCUCCAGGUCACUGGUGCGAAAUGCGUGGCUGAUGCUGUUGCCAGUUGUUCCGCGGACGUCAGGGAAACCCUGACGAACAUCGCUUACGCCUUGAUGCACGGACGAUGUAAGGUGAAGAAAUAUGGGAGUUUUCAGUCGAAGUACGAUCGCUUAUACGGCUUGUCGUCACGAUCUGUGACGUCCUCUGGUCUCCUAACGCUAGCACUUGGCGUCCUCACUGUCUGUAAAAAGUGGACGACUGACUAA
Liolophura sinensis is the source of this 914-nucleotide messenger RNA. RefSeq lists its product as uncharacterized. NCBI's taxonomy places the organism in Eukaryota, Metazoa, Mollusca, Polyplacophora, Chitonida, Chitonidae. The record is from RefSeq and is a predicted model, not a curated record. The transcript is spliced from 5 exons. The coding region runs from base 201 to 914 and encodes 237 amino acids.